Manis javanica (Malayan pangolin) is the source of this 1317-nucleotide messenger RNA. RefSeq names its product clusterin like 1 (gene CLUL1). Gene Ontology annotation, cellular component: nucleus. Gene Ontology annotation, molecular function: misfolded protein binding. The record is from RefSeq and is a predicted model, not a curated record. Lineage: Eukaryota; Metazoa; Chordata; Mammalia; Pholidota; Manidae.
AUGUAUCUUUUAGGCUCUUCCAAGGCUGGAGAGAGAGAUAUAGAUGAAGAGGUGAAGAAGGCUUUGAUUGGUAUGAAGCAGAUGAAAAUCAUGAUGGAAAGAAGAGGGGAGGAACAUACCAGCCUAAUGAAAACCCUGAAGAAAUGCAGAGAAGAAAAGCAGGAGGUCCUAAAACUUAUGAAUGAAGUUCAAGAACAUCUGGAAGAGGAAGAAAGCCUAUGCCAGGUUUCUUUGGCAGAUUCCUGGGAUGAAUGCAAGUCUUGCCUGGAAAGUAACUGCAUGAGAUUUUACACAGCCUGCCAACCUAGUUGGUCCUCUAUGACAAAUAUGGUUGAACAGUUUUUCAGGAAGAUUUAUCAAUUUCUGUUUCCCUUCCAUGAAGACAAUGAAAAAGAUCUCCCCAUUGGUGAAAAGUUAAUCGAGGAAGACACACAACUGAUCCAAAUAGAAAAGGUGUUCAGCCAGCUGACUGUGGAUGUGAGAUUUCUUUUUAACAGGAGUUUUAAUGUCUUCAAACAGAUGCAGCAAGAAUUUGACCAGGCUUUUCAAUCAUAUUUCAUGUCAGAUACUGACUUUAUUGAGCCUUACUUUUUUCCAGCUUUAUCAAUAAAGGAACCAACAAAAAAAGAGCCAAUGAAAAACGCAGAUCUUUUGCAAAGGUUGGACAUUCCCAGCUUCUUCCAGCUGUUUUGUAAUUUCAGCCUCUCUAUUUAUCAAAGUAUCAGGGCAACAAUUACUGAAACACUGAAUGCAAUGGAGGAGUUACCAAAACAAGACAAAGACUCUAACCAUGGAGGCCUGAGUUCACAGACGUUGCAAGACAAAGGACUGUGUGGAGAACUUGGCCAGAAUUUGUCAGACUGUCUCCAGUUUCAUACAAGAUGCCAGAAAUGUCAGGAUUACCUGUGGGAGGACUGCCCUGAUGUACCUGAAUUAUAUACAAAAGUAGAUGAGGCCUUUAAAUUGGUCAAUGUAUCCAAUCAUCAAUAUACCCAGAUUCUCCAGAUGACCCAGCAUCACUUGGAGGACACCACAUAUCUGAUGGAGAAGAUGAGAGAGCAAUUUGGCUGGGUAACUGAACUGGCAAACCAGACCUCAGGAACUGAGAAUGUCUUCAAUUCCAUAAAGGUGCUUCCAUGGAUUCAAGAAGAAAAUUUUUCCAAACAAGAUGAAAUAAUGAUAGAUGUAAGUAUUCUGUCGGUCCCCAAUUUCACACUCAAGAUCCCUCUUGAAGAAAAUUCUGAGAGUUCUAACUUCAUUAGCUACAUGCUGGCGAAAGCUGUACAGCAUUUUAAGGAACAUUUUUAAACGUGGUAA